Molecule: messenger RNA, 2331 nt
Organism: Dictyostelium purpureum
Lineage: Eukaryota; Evosea; Eumycetozoa; Dictyosteliales; Dictyosteliaceae
Exons: 4
Coding region: 1-2331 (776 amino acids)
Biological process (GO): Golgi to vacuole transport; endocytic recycling; retrograde transport, endosome to Golgi
Cellular component (GO): GARP complex
Molecular function (GO): syntaxin binding
Source: RefSeq, a predicted model, not a curated record
AUGGCAUCAACACCAAAUAGACCUGCAUAUUUAAAACAAUCUUCAAAACUGUUGUUUGAAGAUUUAAAAAAAAAUAGAGAAGAUAUCGAUGAAUUGGGUGAUUUAGAUAUUACAACAAUUUUAGGUUGUGACUUUGAUGAUGAUUCAAUCUCAGCAGCGGAUCAAGAGUUAAUUAAAGAUGCAUUGGUAAAAGGAUAUGAUUUAAGACAAUACUCAAAAGAAGUAGAAGAUAAUUUAAACCAAACAGAUAAGCUUACUAUUAAUGAUUAUUUUCAAGAAAGAGAAAACUUUUUAACUUUAUACACACAAAUUCAAGUUGUAGAUGGUGUUUUAGAAACUUUAGAAGUAAUGUUAAAUAAUUACUAUAAUGAUUUAAAGAGUAUUGGUUCAGAAAUGAACUCACUUCAAGAAAGAUCAAUGUCAAUGAAUCAUAAACUAAACAAUAGAAAACAAUUAGACGAAAAAUUAUCAAAAUUUAUAGAUGCAAUUACAAUUGACCCAGAAUUUUUCAAUGAUUUAACAAAUUCUAGAACUGAAAUAAAUGAACAAUACAUUCAAAACUUAAUGAAAUUAGACACAAAAAUUACAUUAUUCGACGAUUAUAAAUUAAUUUCACCAACUAUUUGUGCAAAUAAUGAACCACAACUAAGUAAAUUAACAGUAGCAUCAAUUCAAAAGAUUCAAAAAUUCUUAUCAGUUACAUUAAAUUCAAACUUUAAAAAACUUCUAGAAAAAAGACAAAAACAAAAACAACUUGCAAAAAUGGGUUAUUUAUUUCAAUUUCUUUUCAAAUACUCACAAUACAUUGCAAAUGAAGUUAUUAUGUCCUAUGUAGAGAACAAUGAAAAAUAUUUUACAUCUUUUUAUAAAUCAUACAUCAAUGCAUUAUUAAAACUUUUAGAUGACACCUCCUCACCAAGCAAAAGCGAUUUAAUUGGUGUUGGAACAAGUAAGCUAAAAAACUUCUUCUCAUCAUCAAACACCACACCAAAUAAAAACACUGCCCAACAACAAUCUCAACACAAACAACUACAUACAACACUUUCAUUAGGUAAUAGAGCUGAACUAUUAUCAAGUGAAGUUUUAGAACUACCACCAAUAGAACCACCAUCCUCAAUUUCGUUUUUAGAAGCUUUAGAACUAUCAACCUCAAGUGCUCCACAAAUUCCAUCUGUUAAAUAUUCAUUUGACCAACUAUAUAGAUCAAUGCUUUACUUUUUAAUGGAUAUCCUUAGCUCUGAAACCCUAUUUGUUAAAGAUUUCUUUUUGGGUGGCGAAGAUAUUAUCGUUACUAUUUUCAACCGUUCUGCUGCCUAUUUAAUCGAGACUGUAGAAAACCAUUUAAACAAUAGCUAUGAUGUAGUCGGUAUUUUACUUAUGCUUUCUACAACUUUCCGUUACAGGGCAAUUAUGAAUGAACAACGUGGUAUUGCUGCCCUUAAUCAACCAAUUGACAAAUUAUUAAAUUUAAUCAACAGUAGAUUUGUAAAGCUUUUCGUUACUUUAUCGGAUUCGAUCAAAAAUACCACAAUCAAAGAUUUAAAAGCUGGCCUAUCGUCAACACAACCACAUGUCUUUAUUAGAAAAUAUGCAGACUUUAUAGCAACUCUUCAAUUAAUUUCUUCAAGCAUACCAAUUGAAAAUCAAAAUACAAUUAUUAAAGCAAUUAAUGAACUUAAAGAUGGCACAGAGAAACUCUUAAGCAAAUUAGUACAAGAGAUUGAAUCAAAAGAUGAUCAAGUUGUAUUUUUAGUCAAUAACUAUGGUAUUGUGGUUCAAACCAUUUUAGAAUCUUCAAACUAUUUAUCUGGUGGUGCCUCAUCUCCAAGCAAUAAUACCGCUAGUGCAAAUGAUAUAUCAAAUAAUAAUAAUAUUAAACCUUUCUAUCAAAACCUCCAAAAAGUUGCCAAGAAAUACAUUGAUAUUCAAUUAAACAGUUUGAAAUAUUUAACUCAAUUUAUUUCUUUCUCUUGGGAAUGGGGUCCACUUGUCGAAUCAAAUGUUAAAAUUAGUCUCACUGAAAACCCAUCUUUCAAUCAAGCCAAUGCCCAAAAGAUUCUUGCUUCAUUCGAACACAACUGGAGAUCUGCUGUUGCUGCUAUACGUAACUCCUCAAUUAACACCCAUCUUUCUCAAUGUAGUUUUGCUCAAAAUCAAGUUUUCGAUUUAGUUUUAACGGAACUCUAUAGCUGCUAUCGUAUGUUGGUCAUAAUAAUAGAUAAAUACUUUGAAAAACUUAAGGAUGAUUCAAACUUUAAGGGUGAUAAAGUAGUGGACGAAAUGAAAGAAAUGAACUCAAAUUUAAAUUUAAAGUAUAUCCAUGAAGAAUAA